Molecule: messenger RNA, 1063 nt
Organism: Oppiella nova
Lineage: Eukaryota; Metazoa; Arthropoda; Arachnida; Sarcoptiformes; Oppiidae
Source: the annotation of a GenBank genome assembly
UAUUGUAUUUCAUUUGAAUUGUUAACUAUAUUAUUUUGACAUUGUUUACAAACAUUAAAGUAUAAACAUGACAAAAGUGAAAAACUCACCUAAAAUCUGUGGUGUUUGCGGUGAUAAAGCCCUAGGUAGAAAUUUUUGUGCCGUUUCUUGCGAGUCGUGUAAAGCAUUCUUCAGGAGAAAUGCCUCCGAGUAUGAGAGAAUGCGGUGUCAUUUCGGAGACAAUUGUCUGAUAGAUAUUGAGUCGAGAAGUAAUUGUCGCAAAUGUAGACUCAAAAUAUGUUUUGCUAUUGGGAUGAGAAAAGAAUGGAUACUGAAUGAUGAGGAAAAGGAGGUUAGAAAACGUAAAAUACAAGACAACAGACAAAAGAAAUGUAAUAAAAUAGUUGACAAAUUGGAUGACAACUCUUCAUUGUCGCAAUCAAUGGUGACCACAGAUAAUGAAGUGUCGGAUAAUUUGUUUGAGAUUUUAGAUAACGUUGACAUAAAUGAAGAGAAACUUAACUCUGAAAUAAAGGAAAUUGAAAAUAGUUUGCCAAACGAUUCCUAUAGUAAUGAAAUGUUUACUGAAUUACAAGUGAUUCCUAUCGUGAGACCCAUUAAUAACAAUGCAUUCAAUGAGACCGAAAGUAUGAGGUUCACGGAAUUGAUGAGUGUAAUCGACUUUAUAAGGUUUCCCACGCUUACAAUCACAUCACAAGUACAAGAUUUAUUUGAUGCCAUGAAAAUGGCUGUCAAUAAGUUUGAUGAGAUCUGUAGGAAAUCAGUGAAAGGAUUCAAAAGACUGAAUGCAUUCAAGACUUUGUGCAAAAAUGACCAAAUAUUGCUACUUAAGUCCAAUGGACUUCAAAUGACAGCUUUGCGCUCAAUGACUAUUUAUGAUUAUCAAUAUAAGCAAUGGGUUGUUCCUAUUGAUGACAACAAUUCAACUCUAAUGAAUUUAAAAGAAAUGGACUCCGAUGAAACGCUCAUAGAUUUGAUACCAACAAAAGAUGUGAAGCCGAAACAAGAUUUGAAAGGAUUAUGCAAACUAAACGUUAUGCUGAUGUUCUCAAUAGGAAAGUAA